Messenger RNA from Hypomesus transpacificus, 1154 nucleotides. RefSeq names its product FXYD domain containing ion transport regulator 5 (gene fxyd5). NCBI's taxonomy places the organism in Eukaryota, Metazoa, Chordata, Actinopteri, Osmeriformes, Osmeridae. The coding region runs from base 133 to 654 and encodes 173 amino acids. Gene Ontology annotation, molecular function: sodium channel regulator activity. The transcript has 10 exons. Gene Ontology annotation, cellular component: membrane. Gene Ontology annotation, biological process: regulation of sodium ion transmembrane transporter activity. The record is from RefSeq and is a predicted model, not a curated record.
GAGAGAGAGAGAGAGAGAGAAGUGAAGCGAACGAACAGGAAGAGGAGGAAGUGGUGAGCAGAUGGGUGUGGCUGAGUAACGGUUGUUCUAUCGGUCUGUAUUGAGCGACACGACCAGGGGACUUUGUACGUGAUGCCCUGGACAGACCUACGUCAUCUCAGCAUGGACACCAAGAUUCUCUGCGCGUGCCAGCUUCUUUACGCGUGCGUCCUGUUACAAGGUUCAAGAGCUCAAUCUGCUACACCUGGAACCGGACCAGUGAACUUGAAUGUCACCAGUCCUCCAGUGUCCACCGGCAAUAGAAUGGACAACAAGACUAGCUUCACCUCAGGACCCCCACCUCUCAAUGUCACAACCAUUGCUUCUACAUCAGCGCUGACCAGCCAGUCAACACCGGCAGCCAAGCCCUCCUCCACCCCAGUGACAUCAUCCAGUCCUUCAACAAGACUUCCCACCAAAAACACCACGGUUGCCUGGGACGACAAAUGGAAUGCUCCAUUCACGUACGACUACACUAGCCUCCGCGUGGCUGGGCUGACGGUGGCAGCCGUGCUCUUCAUCCUGGGGAUCAUGAUCAUCACCUGUGGUAAAAUAGCCAGGAUCCCCAGGUGUCAUGUCAGUAAGGGAAAGUCAUACCAAGUCACCAGGAAUUAACCAGAGGAGAGACUGUGCAGAGAGCCUGGAAGCCACCCACCAGGGACACUAACAAACAUUGUAUCAACAGUUCUGGAUGUGUGUUGAGUGCGUGUUCUUCCCUAGUAGGCUACACGCCGAACAGGAACAGAGAGGUUGAAAAAUACAGGACAAACAAAGGAAACAUGAAUCAUGCUGACAAGUGUAAAAGCAUUGUGUUAUCGUCCUGUUCAUCUUUGCUAAAUGUUGUUUCCAUGACAUGGCUGGAAACUGAACUGAAAUUUCAAUUGAUUGUGAUCUUCUGAAUAAUGAGGAGAGGAUUCAUAUUUUAAUCACACACCCAGCCCCCCAGGCAAGCUGUUUCUCUUUCCAAGUUGUCUCUGUUAAAAACCUUGGAAUCAAUAACAACACUGCUCGAGAAUUCCUAUAAAAAGGCAGGAAAUCAAAAAGUCGUCUCACUUCCUGUUCAUUUACGCCACAGUUUGAGCGGCAUCUAAAAAUAAACCCUAACGUUUCCUACA